Messenger RNA from Aspergillus viridinutans, 1155 nucleotides. RefSeq lists its product as uncharacterized. The transcript has a single exon. The record is from RefSeq and is a predicted model, not a curated record. The coding region runs from base 1 to 1155 and encodes 384 amino acids. Lineage: Eukaryota; Fungi; Ascomycota; Eurotiomycetes; Eurotiales; Aspergillaceae.
AUGCCUCCUGUCCAACUAGUGGGGGACUUCCCCAGUGUUUCUCUUGAGUAUAUCGUCGGCAGAGAGAACCAGGUCGCCAGUCAUGGCCUCGAUACUACCGAUCGCUCUGUUCCAUCAUCACCAGCAGAGGUUGUCAAAACAUUGACCCGCAGAGCAGACGCGGCGAAGACAUAUGUCCCCGGUCACGGAACAGUCGACCCCCAGAACAUCAACAUGCAAGGGCUAUUAGCAUUAUUUGCGUUGAUUGGAGCAGCAUUCGUUCUCGGCGCCAUCUGGUUCUUCUUCUGGGCAAAGAAUGGUGGAUUUAUCUGGAGAAAAGGAGACUGGGAUGAAUACAAAUCUACCGUUCUGCGACGCAAAGGCCCAGACGGACGAACCCUCAGUAAUGCCACGAAGAGUACGAGACUUGGUGGGGGCAGUAUCGUUGGCAAAGGCUAUAGCGACGAUGGGUACACGGUCGCCGAUAGCGCCGGAUACACAGACACCGCAACCACGAUCACUGAAAAGGAGGAGGGAGACCACAAGCGCAAGCGCAGAUUCCGGGAGACGGCUAAAAAGAAGCUCCUGCGCAAACGCAAGGACGAGACCUGGGAGGGCGAAGCCGACGAAGACGUGCGUGCCUACCGCAAGGAGAAACCGGCCCGGAUCGGCGGCAUCAAUCGCGAGGCGGACGGAACCUACCACGGUAGUGACUACGACACCUCCAACCCACCCACCUCCUACAACGCGAGCGAGAUGAGCGAGGUACGAGACUACGCGUACGAGCCCGCGCGCCAGAGCCGCAAUUUCUCUUUCACCCCCGGAAGCGAGGAUGUCCUGAGUCAGACGACUGAGGAGCGCCAACAACUCCGCGAGCCAUCAGCGAGACGACACGAUCGUCGCCGGGAGAGACGUCGUGCUCCCCCGACCACCUCAUCGCGCCAGGGCAGCCCGCGCAAACGAGACCGUCACUCCAUGCCGGGUCAUUACACCGAGCCUCUGGAUUUCUCGUCAGCGGGCUCCAGAUCCGAGUAUCAAUACUCUAAUGUGGAGACGGAUGACGGAUCCGGGACCAAGAGCUACCAUCAUCCCAUCCCAGGUCUUAGCAAGGGAUACCGCCGCGAAGGCGGACGGAGCAGAAGACGGGACAGUCUGAGCGACAGCGACGGUGACUGA